Messenger RNA from Heterostelium album PN500, 2424 nucleotides. RefSeq names its product enoyl-CoA hydratase. Lineage: Eukaryota; Evosea; Eumycetozoa; Acytosteliales; Acytosteliaceae. The transcript has 5 exons. Gene Ontology annotation, molecular function: transmembrane transporter activity. Gene Ontology annotation, biological process: transmembrane transport. The record is from RefSeq and is a predicted model, not a curated record. Bases 1 to 2424 code for a protein of 807 amino acids. Gene Ontology annotation, cellular component: membrane.
AUGAAUAUAAAUAAUAGAAUUAAAGUAAUCUCUAAUCAUUUAGAGAGUAACGAGUGUGGUAGUAUCUAUCAUAAACUUGCAGUACCACCUUCUGAAGAGAAGAGAUUUGAUUCACUUUCAAAUGAUUAUAAAUAUGAAACAAUCAUUGUAAAGAUUGAUAAGGAGAGAAAAUAUGGAUUGAUUCAACUGAAUAGAGCAAAGAUGAUGAAUUCCAUUAGUGAUCAACUCUCUAUUGAGUUGCUUCACGCCUGUAAGUCGAUGGAUCAAGACAACAGUGUUCAGUCGAUAGUGAUCACAGGAAACGAUCGUGCAUUCUGCUGUGGCGCCGAUUUGAAAGAGUUGGCAAAUGUCGAUUUCAACAAGGUGUCGUCGUAUCCAAGCAUGAUCGAUCGCAUCUGUAUGUUGUCAUCCGUAGAGAAACCACUGAUUGCAGCGGUCGGAGGAUUGGCUCUUGGCGGUGGCUGUGAGAUUGCACUGAUCUGCGAUAUCGUCAUCGCUGCGGAGAAAGCACGCUUCGGACAGCCCGAGAUCAAGAUUGGCACUAUCCCGGGUGCUGGCGGAACCCAGCGUUUGAUUCGCGCCGUCGGAAAGUCAAAGGCGAUGGAACUGGUGCUCACUGGCAGAAGCAUGAGUGCGCGCGAAGCCAAGGAAUACGGACUGGUCAGCAUCAUCACGAAAUCGCAGGACGAAGCAGUCGAGGAGGCAAUCAAGAUCGCCACUGAAAUCGGUGCACUCUCACUGCCAAUCGUCAAGAUCGCCAAGAAGGCAGUCGACCAAUCCUACGAGGGAACACUCAACGAAGGUCUCAACUCAGAACGUCAACUUUUCCAUCAAACAUUCCUCUAUCCCGAUCGUAAAGAAGGAAUGGAUGCAUUCACCAAUAAGCGAUUGAUGGAUAGUACAUCUUCAUUUAAACAAGAAUUACUGUCUCCAUCAGAGACAAGUAUAAGAUUAAUAAAUAAUAUAGAUGAAACAAAACCACCAAGAGUAAUAUCAUUCAUUUCAUUUUUGGCAGUAUGUUUCUUUUUGGUAUCGGGUGGUCCCUAUGGAGCGGAACAAGCGGUGUCAGCAGGACCUCCAGUUUAUGUGUUGUUGGCAUUCUUGGUUUUACCAUUCUUUUGGGCGUAUCCGUUAGGUAUGAUCACAGCGGAAUUGUCGAAUGCCGUCGGUGAAGAUGGUGGUGCUUCAAUUUGGGCGGAGCGUGCUUUCGGACCGGAAAUCUCGAUGCUCGUAGGUUUCUGUGGUUGGUCAGCAAACAUUGUGGAUCUCUCGCUAUACCCACUGCUAUUUGUGCAGUAUCUGUCGAAUUCAUUCGUUGGAACUCGAUUCUCUGACAACGACUGGGCUGGAAACUUGGAGCAAUGUUUAGGAUGUCGUUGGACGCUCGCUUUUAUGAUCAUCAUCAUUGUUGUACUAAUUAAUAUUUGGGGAGCGGAGGAAGUUGGAAUCGUCAUGUUGAUGGGAAUUGGACAUGUCCAAUGGAAAACAGUGUUCGAGGGUGAGGGUGGAAUGUCGGGAUUCAAGUCGCUGCAGAUUGGAACACUGAUAACCACGAUGAUGUGGUCGUACACAGGAUAUGAUGCAGCCGGUCAACUCGCAGGAGAAGUAAAGAAUCCCUCUAGAAACUACCCACUAGGAAUCAUGUGUGUUUUGUUCAUUUCCAUCGUUACCUAUUGCUUCCCGCUACUCGUUGGAAUGUCAUACUAUCAAGACUGGCCAAAUUGGCAAGAUGGCGAUUUCUCAAAGGUGGCGCUGUUGGUCGGUGGCCAGUGGCUGAACAUUCUCAUGAGUAUCGGUGGAAUGGCGUCGAACAUGGGUUUGUUCAACGCAAAUCUCUGUACGGUCUCAAGAAAUAUCUAUUCACUCUCGAAGCGUGGACAUCUUCCAAAAUUCUUUUCCUCACUCACACCGAAGCGUGGAACUCCAUGGGUUGCCAUCUGCUUCAACUCCAUCAUUGUAGCACUACUCUCAGUGUUGCCAUUCAGUUCGAUUCUCACACUGGACAUGUCACUCUACUCGAUCGUCGUCAUAUUCGAGUGUGCAAGUUACACCAAACUAUUUGUGUAUCAUCCCGACAUGAACAGACCAUUCCGCGCAGUCAAGUCAAAGAUUGCGCUGAUUCCACUCGUUGGAUUCCCGAUUGCAAUGGCAAUCUUGCUGUUGGCCACACAGACAUGGGAUACCAUCUGGAAGACAAUGAUCGUUGUCGGACUCUACAUAAUAAUCGCAGUCGUUCGCUACAUGAUUAGAGUGAGAAGACUGAAAAAGAAAGGACCAGAGCUCUACUUGGACGACGACGACGACAUCGUCAAAGAAAGACUACUCACCUACAACAACUACGGCGAUAUCUCAGUAUCAACCAACCAACCUCACCAUCAUCACAGUGGUAGUUAUAAUAAUGGUUAUAGCUAUGGUGUCAAUUGA